Trypanosoma rangeli is the source of this 2295-nucleotide messenger RNA. Its product is annotated as group II trans-sialidase superfamily. The transcript has a single exon. The record is from RefSeq and is a predicted model, not a curated record. Gene Ontology annotation, cellular component: membrane; cytoplasm; intracellular membrane-bounded organelle. Gene Ontology annotation, molecular function: exo-alpha-sialidase activity. Gene Ontology annotation, biological process: ganglioside catabolic process; oligosaccharide catabolic process. The coding region runs from base 1 to 2295 and encodes 764 amino acids. NCBI's taxonomy places the organism in Eukaryota, Euglenozoa, Kinetoplastea, Trypanosomatida, Trypanosomatidae.
AUGCUCAACAUGUCCCGGAACAUGUUUUUGUAUUCGGUGCUGCUCCUUCUCUGCGUGCUGUUGGUGUGCUUUGGCAGUAUGGCUGUGUACGGUGAGGAGGGAACUAAACCAAAGGAAAUGCAAAUGCCACAGGCUAUUGAUCUUUUUGUGCCUAAUCAAACAAUUGUGGAAGCACAAGGUGAAAGACAAACGAGGGAAUCUUUUCUUUUCCCUUCCCUCGCCAGUGCUGGCGGAGUGUUAGUUACGCUUGCCGAGGGUCACAAAUUGUUACACUCCCCUCAGAAACAAACUUGGGUCACUUACGCUGAUGUUGUGGCGGGGUACGUUGACUCUGCGGAGAACUGGUCGUCUUUUGUCGCUGAGGUUCGUGCAAACAAAUCGAAGGCGUACAACAUCUUUCACACGACCACGCAAGAGGAGCAUAACGACUAUCUGAGAUAUGCGGUCCGACCCACAACAAUUGCAAAGGGCAACAAGGUUUUUCUAUUUGUGGGGGGUCAUCAUCAGAGAUAUGAUCCUUCAUCGAAGAACUGGAUUAAAGUCUCACAGGGUCUUGAUUUGCUCGUGGGUGAGGCCACGCAAGAUAAAGUCAUCCAAUGGGGCGAACCCAUCUUGCUUUUAUCACGGAUCAAACCAUCUGCUGAUCACAAUGGCCUGGACCAGUUUGUUGGUGGUGGUGGAUCAGGCGUUGUGAUGGAGGAUGGCACGCUUGUGUCUCCUUUAACGGUGAAGAGGACUGGAGAAAACGACAUUGUCUCCAUGAUCAUUUAUUCGAAGGACGACGGCAACAGUUGGACACUUCCACAGGGGAUGCUCCCUGGAGGGUGCACUGACCCCCUCAUCGUCGAGUGGGAGCGGGGGCAGCUUGUCAUGAUUGCCAAAUGCAAUUCGCUCUCCAAUGUGUUCGAGUCGAGGGACAUGGGGGCAACGUGGACAGAGACUGUCAGGACACUCACACGCGUGCAGCCCAUGUUGUUACCAGACUCUUCGCGAACAGUUGAGAGAGUGGGGUCCCUCACCACUGCGACCAUUGCUGGAAAGAAGGUCAUGCUGUGCACUCAGAAAGGGAUUCUCCCUGGGGAGAUGGUGGAAGCCACCGCGCUCUACCUUUGGGUCACUGACAGCAACCGCACGUUUCACGUCGGGCCCAUUUCCAUGGACACUGCAGAGAAGUGGACGUCUAACAACACCCUGCUCUAUUCGAAAGAUGCGUUGCACCUUUUACAAGAGAGGGUCAGUACAACGACCAAGGGCGUGUCUCUUGCUCCCCUAACGGAGCAGCUGAAGACGAUCACGUCCGUCUUGGAGACUUGGGCAAAAAUGGACUCCUUCCUCUCCAACUCGUCUGUGCCCACGGCCGGUCUGGUUGGGUUCUUGUCGGAUGCAUCGGGUGAUGGAAGUUGGAACGACGCGUACCGUUGCUUGAAUGCAACUGUGAGGAAUGCAACGAAGGUCGAAAAUGGCUUUAAGUUCACAGGGUCAAAAUCAUACGCCAUGUGGCCGGUGAACAUGUGGAAGUAUCGCAGUGUGCACAGCUUUGUGAAUUACGCGUUCACGCUUGUGGCGACAGUGAAGAUUCAUAAGGUUCCGAACGAGAGCAUUCCUCUGCUGGGCGCCGACCUGGGCAGAAAGCAAAGCACGACGUUUCUGGGGCUCUCGUACACCACAGAGAAACGGUGGAGGACGGUCUUCAACGGUAUCACGAGAAUAAGACACAACAGCACUUGGGAGCCGGGGAAGGAGUACAAAGUGGCGCUCAUGCUGCAGGACAACAAGGGCUCCGUGUACGUCAACGGCGUGCGUGUGGGGAAUACUAACAAACUACCAACCCUUGAGGCACGGAGGCACGAUAUCUCUCACUUUUACUUUGGAGGCGGCAAGAACAGCAGUGUGACAGUAAAGAACGUCUUUUUGUACAACCGCCCACUGAAUGCCAUGAAACUCAAAGCAGUUGGCCAGUCUGAUGUAUCUUGGAAAAGUGCAGGUGACAGCUCCGAUGCAUCUGAGCAACGUCCAGGUAACAGCUCCAGUGCAUCUGAGCAACGUCCAGGUAACAGCUCCAGUGCAUUUGAGCAACGUCCAGGUAACAGCUCCAGUGCAUUCGAGGAACGUCCAGGUAACAGCUCCAGUGCAUUUGAGGAACGUCCAGAUAACAGCUCCAGUGCGUUUGAGCAAUGUGCAGGUAACAGCUCCAGUGGCUCUGAGGAACGUGCAGGUGACAGCGCGACGCUUGCAGAUGUGUCUUGGCUGCUCCUGCUGCCAUUGGGGCUAUGGGGCUUUGCGGUCCUGUGCUGA